AUGUGGAUAACAUGUGUGACACGUGUCUUUAGAGGUGGACCCCGUGGUGACCCCAGCGUGGCCACAGGGGGACCCCGUGGUGACCCCUGCGUGGCCACAGGUGGACCCCAUCGUGACCCCUGCGUGGCCACAGGUGGACCCCAUCGUGACCCCUGCGUGGCCACAGGUGGACCCCAUCGUGACCCCUGCGUGGCCACAGGUGGACCCCGUGGUGACCCCUGCGUGGUUACAGGUGGACCCCAUGGUGACCCCAGCGGGGCCACAGGUGGACCCCGUGGUGACCCCAGCGUGGCCACAGGUGGACCCCAUGGUGACCCCUGCGUGGCCACAGGUGGACCCCGUGGUGACCCCGGCGUGGCCACAGGUGGACCCCGUGGUGACCCCUGCGUGGCCACAGGUGGACCCCGUGGUGACCCCUGCGUGGCCACAGGUGGACCCCAUGGUGACCCCAGCGUGGCCACAGGUGGACCCCAUGGUGACCCCUGCGUGGCCACAGGUGGACCCCAUGGUGACCCCUGCGUGGUUACAGGUGGACCCCAUGGUGACCCCAGCGGGGCCACAGGUGGACCCCAUGGUGACCCCUGCGUGGCCACAGGUGGACCCCAUGGUGACCCCAGCGUGGCCACAGGUGGACCCCAUGGUGACCCCUGCGUGGUUACAGGUGGACCCCGUGGUGACCCCAGCGUGGCCACAGGUGGACCCCAUGGUGACCCCUGCGUGGUUACAGGUGGACCCCGUGGUGACCCCAGCGUGGCCACAGGUGGACCCCAUGGUGACCCCUGCGUGGUUACAGGUGGACCCCGUGGUGACCCCAGCGUGGGCACAGGUGGACCCCGUGGUGACCCCACAUACUGA
This is a messenger RNA of Procambarus clarkii (red swamp crayfish), 855 nucleotides long. The record is from RefSeq and is a predicted model, not a curated record. NCBI's taxonomy places the organism in Eukaryota, Metazoa, Arthropoda, Malacostraca, Decapoda, Cambaridae.